Molecule: messenger RNA, 3419 nt
Organism: Malaclemys terrapin pileata
Lineage: Eukaryota; Metazoa; Chordata; Testudines; Emydidae
Gene: CFAP70
Product: cilia and flagella associated protein 70
Exons: 27
Coding region: 5-3403 (1132 amino acids)
Biological process (GO): cilium assembly; cilium movement
Cellular component (GO): motile cilium; extracellular exosome
Molecular function (GO): protein binding
Source: RefSeq, a predicted model, not a curated record
AGACAUGGCUGUUCUCUCUGGGCAGGCUAGUAAAAGAGGAUCCCUCAUAUUGGCUCCACCUUCUUCCAUUGAGGCACCUCUGUCCCCAAUCAAACCGGUACAGAUCACAGUGUUGGAGGCACGUGACCUGAAAGGUGUCAAAGGAGACACUCCAGUGACCUAUGUGCGUGCAGAGUAUAAUGGUGUUAUCCUGGGUGACUCCCUGAAAAUUGAUGUUUCUUCAGAUGGAACAGUGAAAUAUAACUUCACCACUAGCUUUGAAUACAACUCUGAUGGGCCAAACUCUCUAGAUGACAUCGCACACAAACCCUUAUUCUUGACUGUGAUUGAAGUUUUACCAAAGGAGAAGAAGCAAAAGGAGGAAAAGACUGUGGCUCUUGGUCAGGCUGUUGUGGACCUUCUACCUCUGCUGGAAGGACAGUGUUCAUUUAGAGCAACAGUUCCACUGCAUCCAGUUCCUGGCUCUCCACUAGAGAGCCUUCGUCCAGAUGCCAAGUGUGGCCUUGAAGUGUCAGUGUCCAUCCAAGAGUCCCUGCUUUCUGUAUCACAACUUUCAGGUGGCAAUCUCCUCAGGGUUACCUUGGAGGCUGCUUAUUCUGUCCCUGAAGUGUUUGUUCCCACAGGACCCCAGCAAAACUACAUGGUUUGCUUGCAAGUACCAACUGUUGGAGAGAAAGAGUACCCCUUGGCAUUCAAGAACGGGAUCCUGAAGCUUGGUGGUGAAAAAGAGCCAAUACCUCGGCCAAAAAAAUGGCCCAUUAGCAACAUCCUGGCACCAGGAGCUCAAAACAUUCCAGACUCUUUUAUUGUUGGUGGCCCCUAUGAGGAGGAGGAUGGAGAGCUCAACAAAACAGAGGACAGGGAAUUUAGGAUUCAGGCAGAGAGCAUAAAGAAGAGAAUUGUUUGGGACUUGGAAAGGCGCUGUUACCUAGACCCUCCAGCAGUUCUCAGUUUACAGAAGCGCAUUGCAGAAUGCCGGUACUGGCCAGUGGAGAUUACCAGGGUGCCUGUGGUUACUUCCACCAAAGGGAAAUCUAGCAAGUUAGACAAGGGAGAUGAUGAUGGACAGAUUUUCUUCCACGGCGUGGCAUACGUCAACAUGGUGCCUUUGCUGUACCCUGGUGUGAAGCGCAUACGAGGGGCUUUCCGUGUAUUUGCAUAUCAAGACAGUGAGGUGUUUGGGAAGACUAAGUGUCUAUUCAGCAUUUUACGUGAUCUUGGGCAUCAAGCCAAUCUGAACAAAUUAGGGCCAGUGAUUGCAGCAGCCAGCUCCCCUCAUUCAAAAGCUAUGCCCAGUAGGAACCAGAAAGAGGAUAAAAUGACCAAAGAGAAGGAUGUUCUAAGAAAGAUGUCCACUACGCUAAAAUCUCAGGUGUCAGAGACUGCUAUAGAAACUGAAGCAACAGUGUGUCAGAACCUGGAAGGACAGCAAUAUGUAGAUGCAGGGACAUUCCUGGUGAUGGAAAUAGAGCUGGCCAAGGCCUUGGUACCAAAACGAUUGCCGGAGGAGCUCGCCAGUCGAGUUAAGGAGAUGAUUCCUCCACGCCCUCAGCUACCACGCCGGAGUGCAGGAGCUAAGAAGGCUGUGGAAGAUUACCACAAUCAGAUCACUAGUAUUGCUGGAGCUAUCCUGGAUGAGUACCAUGAGCUGUUUGGGAAGCAGAUGGUUGAUGGUGGUGUAAUAGAUCAUCACACCCUGGAGGAACAGAAGUGUCAACUGAACUAUGAACUCAACAGCUCAGGAAAAUACUUUGCUUUUAAGGAACAGCUGAAGCAUGCAGUGGUGAAGAUUGUGAGAGAGAAGUACUUGAGGACAACAGCAUUCAACAACCUGGAGCAGCUACAAGCUUUCCUGAGUGAGCUGUAUGUGUACCUGGUGGAUCAGAUGCACGUUGCUCUAAAUCAGAUACUGUCACAGGAGAGUACUGUCGUUGCCUCACCCACCUUCACAAGCUGUGAGCAGCUGCGACUCUUUGCUCAUGAAGCCGAAGUCAAUGAGGACUAUGCUCUGGCAUCUGUCUACUAUCAGGAGAGGCUGGCUCGUGACCGCCAGAUUGUCCAGCACUGGCUAGAUUAUGGGGCAUUCUGCCUCCUGAUGGAGGAAAAUAUCAAAGCCCAGGAGUGUUUUCGUGAAGCUCUUUCUCUGAAUCCAAGUCACCUGCACAGCUUGCUGCUGUGUGGUAUCAUAGCUGUCAUGAUGGAGCACUAUGAAGAGGCAGAAAUCUUCUUUGAGGAUGCCACCUGCUUGGAGCCAUCCAGCAUCCUGUCCUGGACUCUCUUAGGUUUGUUCUAUGAAAUACAGGAAAAUGAUAUUCGGGUGGAGAUGGCCUUCCAUGAGGCUAACAAACUACUGAAGGCACGACUGGCCAAAGAGAAAAACAUCGCUGAAGCUGCUGAAGGAGGAGGAAAAAAGCUGCACACUGUCUCUGCCACAGUUCUAAGAACUGUCACUUCUCCCCAGGAAGACACCCUACUAGUUCCAGAUGAGGCUCCAGAUGGCUCCCCGAAAGUACAGCCAGAUUCUGUAGAGCCUGUUGUAACCAUCCAGCUGCCAGAAGAUGAUCCUGCAGUUAAACUGACCAAGAAACUUUCCCCCACUCUCAGUAAGAACAAGGAGACGUCCCAGAAAGUAAUGAAGAAAACUAGUGGAGGAGCACUUGAUCCAUCACAUGCGGUGGCCCUUGUCCCCCUUUCUGGACUUUCACAGCCCUCCCACACAAUCUUCAUGGAGACCAUACACUUCUUGAUGGAGGUCAAUGCUCUACAGUUUGUUCACAGGGCGCUAGCACAUGAGCUACUGUGCCAGCAGGAAGGACCCAGCUGUGAGUAUUACUUAGUGCUGGCACAAACACACUUGCUCAAGAAGGACUUCUCUAAGGCUGAAGAAUGUCUCCGAGAGGCUAUCCAGAUUGACUACCUGAAUCCAAAUGCUUGGGCACAGAAAGGGCACCUGUGCUACCUGAGUGGAAAUCUUAGUGAGGCAAAGGAAUGCUAUGAGCGAACCAUCAGCUUUGUAACGGAUGCUUCUGAGAUACACUUUGUUUACCUGCGACUGGGGUCGAUCUAUCUGAAAGAGAAAGAGUAUGAUAAGGCAAAGCGCACCUAUAUGCUGGCCUGUAAGAAGUCCUCAUCCUGCCUGACCUGGCUGGGAGUAGGAAUCGCCUGCUACAGGCUGAAAGAAAUUGCGGAGGCAGAAGAUGCCCUCUCUGAGGCCAAUGCCCUGAAUAACAACAAUGCCGAAGUGUGGGCAUAUCUAGCGCUAGUCUGCAUGCAAGGAGGAAGGCAGUUGGAGGCAGAGCAGUCUUACAAAUACGCAAUGAAGUUAGAGCUGAAGAAUGAGGAACUACUCCAGGAAAUCCAUGAGGUACAGCGAAUGGUUGGCUUCGGUAAUCCAUCGUUCUGAGCACUGCCUCUUCUCU